CCACUGCUUUGCAUCCCCUGCAGCCCCCACCCCACUCCCAUUAAGCACUCACACAUGCUGCUGGAAGCCAGGGCAGCUGUACCCAUCUAUCAAAGCCUGUCAGCCUGAGAGCAUAGGCUCUUCCCAUUAAUUAAGCAAAUGUAAUGUGAUUAGCUAAGGCUGUAAAUGUUUCACUUAGAGAGCUACAAAACACCGAGCAUCGCAAGCCCCCAUUUUCACACUCUUGUGCCAUCUCAGAUGCUCCUCAGGGGCUGAGAGGAGCCUGAAGAAGAAAUUAAUUUCUGUGCUUCUAGAAAUGCCUUCCUGCCUACACCUUUUUGAAUUGAAGUAACAAGAACUGCUGAAAGCUGAAAUUUUGGAGAAGAAGACAUGACCAUCACAGCAGCAAGGCAAGGCAGGGAUGUGCGCCUGGAUGUGCAUCAGGCAGACACCUUCAUGGACGCAGGGAUUUACAGCGGCUGUAAGCGAUGUACCAAGGUUCACAAACUCAUCGGCACUCUCUGUCUGGGAAGAAGAAGGGAGUCAAGAUAUUCUAUAAGAGGUUAGGAUUUGACUAUGGGAGUGCAGUUCCUGCGGAAGGCAUCUGUCUGGAUAAAGAAGCACAAGAUCACUCUGCUGGCUACUUCUUGCGUGGGACUGUUUGGCGCUAACCUUUCCUAUCAUGUAUUUCCUGAGCAGACGUUCAAACUGUUGCAUGAGUGCUGGUCAGAUGGGCAGCCAGCUGAGCUUUCACAGAGGCUCUGUGCUGUCUUUCAGGAUGUCCUUCAAGAUACUGCAGUGAAGUCCACCAACUACCGAGCCUUUCCAGCUUCUGGCUUCCACCCAGUCAGUGCUGGAAUCCCCUGGCUGCCUGCAGGUUCUUUAGUGGGCAUCCCUCCUAAUUUUGAUAGCACAAUUGAGGAUAAAAGAGGAAUAGUCAACCACGUUGUUGUGAUCAGUGGCAAGGAAGUAGACUGGGAGAGCAACGAAGGUGUUGCUUUGAAGGAAGCUCUGACGUUUUCACUUGAAGCGCAGAAGUUUGCGCUUGCCAGAGAAGUUGUAUAUUUGCAGAAUGGCAGCCCUUUAGCAAGUGCAGCUGUGGCUCCAGUGUGCUUAGCUGGUACGUGUCUCUGUGGGACAGGUAUAAAGAUAGCUCUGGGUCUGUAUUCUGGCCCCAGGAUACUUCGCAGCAUCUGUAACCUCAUAACUGCCGCUGCUGGACUACUCUUCUAUUACAUUUCUUACGAUGCUAUGACCUAUCACCUGGACUGCAAGGCUGACAGAAAUGCAGCUACUGUUUCCAAAGACUAUGCCAAAGGUGGGGUGGAAUUUUAUGACAAAAUCCUGUCUCGCAACAGGAUUCUUCGUGUUCUGAUGGGCAAAGAAGGGAUAAAAAUGUAUGCCCCGAGUGGUAACCUUUUCCCAAGGUACUGGUUCAGAAUAAAAUAUACCCCGUAUACUUACCGAAGAGAUUUAAUUGUUAAUAUUUUAAAAGAGCUCCAGGCAUAGGAAGGGAGUGCUUGAAUUUUAAACUUGUGAAUUAUGUAUUCUCUUGGAACGCUGCUGUGCUGCUGUUUUUUUCUUCUCUAUAUUUUCAUUAGAAUUUGGGGGUUUAUUUUUGCAUAUAGUUUGGAACGAGUUAUUGCACAUUCCGUGAAUAAAGAAUUCUCUCUUAAAAUAUUAAAGAGUUGCUUCAAAAGA
Molecule: messenger RNA, 1680 nt
Organism: Numida meleagris (helmeted guineafowl)
Lineage: Eukaryota; Metazoa; Chordata; Aves; Galliformes; Numididae
Gene: TMEM177
Product: transmembrane protein 177
Exons: 5
Coding region: 556-1488 (310 amino acids)
Source: RefSeq, a predicted model, not a curated record